AUGAAAAUCCUGAAACCGAAGCAUGAGGCCUCCUAUAAACGUAAUAUCGCAUGGUUAGAAACAGCAGCGGUCAGGGUUGGUUUGCUUAUGUUGGAAAGCAUGAACCACCUGAAAAAGGGUUCUAAUGUAUUGGUGUGGACCAAUAAUACCACAACGGAAUCGGUCAUCUUGAAACGGAAGUCUGGCGACAAUAACGUGAAUGAAGAAUGGAAGUUGAUACAAGAUUUUUUAAUACAUCAUGAAGUCGAUUUAACAGGAAAAAGGGUUAAAUCAGGUGACAAUAUUGCGGAUGAGUUUUCAUAUGGAGCCAAUUUGGCCAUACAGUCCCAUACAGUCCUCCCAUUGAUGACCAUUUAUGACACUGGUCAUCAAUGGGAGGACACACUCCCAUCAAGGACCGGGUUUUGA
Messenger RNA from Puccinia graminis f. sp. tritici CRL 75-36-700-3, 408 nucleotides. RefSeq lists its product as uncharacterized. NCBI's taxonomy places the organism in Eukaryota, Fungi, Basidiomycota, Pucciniomycetes, Pucciniales, Pucciniaceae. The coding region runs from base 1 to 408 and encodes 135 amino acids. The transcript is spliced from 2 exons. The record is from RefSeq and is a predicted model, not a curated record.